This is a messenger RNA of Suillus discolor, 468 nucleotides long. RefSeq lists its product as uncharacterized. NCBI's taxonomy places the organism in Eukaryota, Fungi, Basidiomycota, Agaricomycetes, Boletales, Suillaceae. Bases 1 to 468 code for a protein of 155 amino acids. The record is from RefSeq and is a predicted model, not a curated record. The transcript has 2 exons.
AUGCCAGUUCCCGAUCGCGGACCACCUGUCAAGUUUGACCAUACGGGUGAACUAUCCGGAUUUGUAAAUCACUCACAACAUCGAGUGAUGUACAAAAACAAAAUGUACCCAACGGCGAUGCACCUCCUUGAGGCGAUGAAAUUCACGGAACACCCUAAGCUUCAGGAGCGCAUACGAAAGUGCACCGAUGUUGGUGACAUGUACCCGUUGUCGGCUAGUUUUCAGGACCACGUGCGACCAGAUUGGGGUCAGGUAUUCUUGAGGACUAUGGAAGAUGUGCUGUAUAUAAAGUUCAAGCAACAUCCUAGCCUUCGGGCAUUGCUUUUGCGCACAGGCCUUGCUGAUAUUGUGUAUGCCGAUGCCAAUGAUGCGUACUGGGGUCAUGGUCCUUCAGGUGAUGGUGCCAACGAACUUGGAAAGGCCUUGGUGCGCGUACGGGACAGACUUCGUGCGGAAGGGGAAAGAUAG